CCACUCAUUCCACCGUGUGUGUAUAUACCCUAUAUGCUUAUUUUUCUAUGGACGUUUGGUAGAUCACGCUACAUGUAUAUGGUCCAGCAACAGCAACUGCAUUUAAAGGAGGCAACUGCUAGCAGAAGAAACAUGCAGAAAUGACGUGUCAAUUCUAGACUGACAAGAUACAGAAGAACUCUUGGCAGCUCCUUGAUUGACUACCACCGGCUUCUCCAACGCAAACGACAGUUCUUUAUUUCAUUGUGGCAAGUCUAAGAGCCUGCCCAUCAGUGAUAAUUAUUGAUGAGUCUAGCUAUAACCUCAUCCUCUAUGCUUCUGACGUGCCAUUCUUUACUGAGACGUCUUCCUGACCAGUUGACUCACUUUCAUCAGAGCAAAACCUACAGCCACGACCUAAUUCUUCAAGGAUGUACAAGACGUUCAUUCAAGCGUUGUUUCACAGCGACAUCUGCAGACCGACGUCGAAAAACAUGUUCUUUUGCUCAGCAUGGAACGCGAAGAAGGACAAAACCAAGUACCGUGCAGAACUCGAAGAAUCGCCCGGAUCGCGGCGGCGUCUUGUUAAGAGCGGCGAGAAAAGCGUCGAUGACGACUCUGACCUUUCUGACACGGAUGAGGCUUACUCGAGUGCGGCGGAGGUGGACAGUCCGACUGUCAAGUCUGAUGUCACAAAGUCUUCCGGCGUUAGGCGGCUUACACCGCGAACGGGGGGCGGAGGUCUCGUUACGGAGGUGUUGCUCGAUUUCGAACCGCUUCCUAAUCGCGAAGGACGGGAAUUGGCCGUCAAGAAAGGAGACGUCGUGCGAGUUUUGUUCCGAUCCGGACAGUGGCUAUACGUUACUAUGGGUCUGGGUAAAGAGGGAUACGUUCCUGCCGGCUAUUGUCGUGCUUUCGCACCACCCGAACUGCAAGCGGCUGGAAGUGAUGAUUGUAAACAAAACGAGCAGCAGGGACAGACCGCCCGUGUCGCCGGAUCUGGUGCUAGCGAUUCGAAAUUUGAGAGGGGCAAGUGCGUCGUCGCUCUGUAUAAUUUUGUCGCUCAGGAACAGCACGAUCUCGACAUGCUGAAGGGAGAUUGCCUAACUGUGACACACUCUGGUGACGGAGAAUGGGUGUGGGUGAAGAACGGUGACGGUAGAAAGGGUUGUGUUCCUGCAACGUACAUCGCCGUGAAAGAUUCCGUCAAGCCGACGCGGAAGUUGUCGACUUCGUCAGAUGACAGGCGAGAUAGCGAGUUGCUUCUUGACAUUUUGUCGACUAUACAGAAACGGCACCGAAAUCCAACCGCCCCGACGACACGUUCGAAAUCGAGUGACGCCUCCAAGUCGCAUUCGACCGCCAGAAGUCAGCAAUCAUAUGAAAACGUCGGCAUUCCAGGACGAGCGUCUGUUCGAGCCCACUCCGCCUUGGAUCUGAGAGAAAUGGGCACUCGUAUGGCAACUGCUGGAGUACCUGUCAAUCGUCAGCGUCAACGACAGAACCCACAACUUCGUCGCUUUGCUCCGAAAUUGCAGCGACCAGAUUUGGCGCCUAUCAAGGAGGCGGAGCUUCACAGCAAUAGACUCAGAGGAGACAGACAGGAGGUGAGGAUACCUUCCCCCAGCUGUGAUCACACUUCCAGCCAGGAGGCUGAAAUAUUGGAUGAAAGUAGAAGGCCUAAAGAGAAAUCUGAUGCUAGACAAAGAAGAAAGACUGUUGGUGGCUCGAGCUACAUGAAAUAUCCCAACAGAUCAACAUCCUUUCAACACGGUACUGCUGGUAGGUAUGGAAGACAGUUACAGGAGAAGAUUCUCAGUAGUCAGUCUCUCAGGCCUGCCGACUUCUCGUUUGACAACAUUGCACAGUUGCUUCAAGAACAGGCUACUGGCCGCCCAUGUGUCCUCGCUGACAAGUUACAAGCACUAACCAGCUCUAUGAUAAGCACAACCAGUGGUGGAUCUUCUGGUGGCAGUACCAGCCCACCCGUGUCUUCUCCUGCUAGGAGAUUAGACAUUAACAGAUUGCAACUAGAGGCUCGACUUCGGUUAUCUCACAGCAGACUUGGUAUCCACUCCAGCUUUACUUCUAUUCCCAUGAUAUCAACAAGCCCUCAUCAGCCAAGGAGGCCCUUGCCACCUCCUCUCUCCCCUGAACAGUCAUGGGCAUAUUCUAAUGUUUGAAACAAAGGUGACUUUACGUAAGAUAGAACUUGUGAAUUUAAAGAAACGUGUUUAUGUUUUAUUCGUUAUGCACCGUAGUGGAGUUUGGUGUUGGAAGUUUAAGAUGUAAAAUAAGAGUCGCGUUUAACCUAAUACAGCCAUGGAGCCAUUCCUGAUUUA
Messenger RNA from Corticium candelabrum, 2321 nucleotides. RefSeq lists its product as uncharacterized. The coding region runs from base 411 to 2162 and encodes 583 amino acids. Gene Ontology annotation, molecular function: protein binding. Lineage: Eukaryota; Metazoa; Porifera; Homoscleromorpha; Homosclerophorida; Plakinidae. The record is from RefSeq and is a predicted model, not a curated record. The transcript is spliced from 6 exons.